AUGAAUGCUAAUCCAAAUCAAAGACCAACAGCCAAUGAAUUACACAAAAUAUUAGAAUGUUGGUAUAAUUAUUUGUUUUAUACGAAUAAUGAUGAAGGAGAAGAAGUUAGAGCUGUAUUUAAAGAAGCUAAUAAAGAAAUACCAAAUAUUUCUACCUCAUAUGAAAAAAAAUCUGAUGCUAUAUAUACUAGUAGAGCAUUUACAUUUAAAAAUUUAUCAAAACCCAUUAAUUCAUCUUUUAUUGUUACUACAUAUCUUAAUGAAG
Molecule: messenger RNA, 265 nt
Organism: Rhizophagus irregularis DAOM 181602=DAOM 197198
Lineage: Eukaryota; Fungi; Glomeromycota; Glomeromycetes; Glomerales; Glomeraceae
Source: RefSeq, a predicted model, not a curated record